Messenger RNA from Alternaria postmessia, 2199 nucleotides. RefSeq lists its product as uncharacterized. The coding region runs from base 1 to 2199 and encodes 732 amino acids. The transcript is spliced from 2 exons. NCBI's taxonomy places the organism in Eukaryota, Fungi, Ascomycota, Dothideomycetes, Pleosporales, Pleosporaceae. The record is from RefSeq and is a predicted model, not a curated record.
AUGCUUCAACGAGAAGGAUUUGUCCUCGCUGAUAUGAGUGCGUCAGCGCCGUCGCCUUCGCCUUUGCAGCGCUCUAGCUGGAAAGCUGAGGCCAUCAGGAGAGGGAACUUGAAGAUUAGUGGGCCGAUCCCAAUCACCGAAGAUGUGCCGCUGAACGAAGAGGAAGAGAAAGAGUACGCAGAGAAUGGCGUGCUGGACCGAACAUUGCAGCCGCAGGACGCGCCGGUAGAUCAGUAUGAACGCUCGCAAACUCCGCCAAGACCGCUGCAGUCACCCCCACCUGUGCCUGAACAGCACAUGUCAGCUUUGCGAUCGAAUCCGAUAGGAGAGCAGACGCAACGCGAUGAUGCUGUUACUGAGCGACCCAUCUCUUCAAGAUCCCCACCACAGGUGCGACAGUUGAAUGAAGUACAGCGCGAAAGCGUUGUGCCGUCGACUUCAAUUGCAUCCCCGACUCCCUUUCGCUCAACGCCAGAGAGCGCCAAUAAGGCUGCGCAGAAGAAGAAGCGCAAGAGCGGGCUCAGGAAUGUAUUUCGGAAGAUGUUCGGACGAAAGAGCCCGGACCGGGAAGAUCACGAGGAAGAACCGAUGCAGCGUGGUCAUAGCUACCACCACAGCGAUCCUGGUCUGCUGAGGUCAACACCACCGCGAGAACCGAGGACACCGCCUGCCGGUCCUCGGAUAUCAGAUCUGCCAGUAGAGGAGCUACAGCCAUUGCACCCAUUGGGCCAGCAUCUCCCGUAUCCCAUGAACGUGAAUGCCCCACCAGCGAGUCCACCCAAGGAGUAUCUCACUUUCGACAUGGAUAGGCCCGAUCUCGGUCGCCGGAGAGCGACACUACCCACUGUUCCAAGUGCUAUCACUCACCGGCGCAGUCUGGACGAGCCCCGAGAGAAGCUAUCAGCGUGGGAUGAAAGGGUGGAAGAAGAUGAGAUGUCUCCAGGUAUUGGUAUCGCCGUGUCCAGUCCCAUUCAAACGGUGGCCUCAAGACACGACAGACGACGAUCGAGAAGCGCAGAUGCUCUUCAUAGUCUCGCCAAAGAACGCGCGUCGACGGAGAGAGGACGAAGUGCGGAGAUUAAGUUCUGGCGGGAGAGCUACAUGUCCGGCAGCAUCUACAGUAGACCGCAAACGGCGAAAACGGUGGAGACCGUUCGCACCGUGCCGACGCAGGAGCCCAUGAUUCGUGAACCAGACAACGAGUCUUUUAACGAAAUGAGCGCGACGCUCGUCCAGGCGGACGACUCGCAGACCCCCACUCCGAUCACCGAAGAGCCGAAUCGCGAGCAGAAGCACGCUGAGCAACCCCCAGUCCCGGCCUUCAACUUUGGCGACCUGAAGAAUGCGCUGUUUGGACCCAAAGAGGAGACUAUUCCAGAGUCGCCUCAAGUCAGAGACGUCUCCCCACCACCUCCGCCGCCAGCCAAGAGUCAACAUCGCGUGCCCAUUGAGGACCGCGUUCAAGAUCUCGAACACAGGUACUCUAACCUCGAAUCACUUACCCGCCAGAUGUCAUCCCGCAACAACCGGCAAACCAUCAUUCUCGAAAACGCACCUCGUAACUUGCGAUCAAGGAAUCGGAGCGUAUCCGCAUCCGGUUCUCAUUCGCGAUCUCACUCCAGAGCAGCACCCAGCAUUCACCAAGAGCCCAUUCAUCAAUCAAGUAGCGAGACUCUUGAUCCUGAGCCUGCGCCUGGUUCCCCAACUCUAGCGGUACCCCCCGUUCCCAAUACGGGCAGCAACGAGGAGAAUGCGCGAGCGCUACGAAACGUGUAUGAAGCGCUCAGACACGAGAGGGGCGCCAGGAAGGCAUUGGAAUCACAAGUCCGCACUCUUCAACAUGACGUGUCAGAUCUACAUGCUCUGGUCAACAAACUCAUCGCUUCAGCGACCGCUACCUCACCAUCGUAUCCUACUCCUUCUCCUGACACGUUGAUAAUCUCAAGUGAAGAUCAGCGGAUAAGCUGUUCUACACCGAGAGCUCCAACGCAUGACCGAAAUGUGAUUUACGGCCAGAACAGCCAUAGCAAAGACCAGCGAUGGGGUAAUGAUGAUUCGAGCGUUUACUCUGAGGAUCUGGCGCGGAAGCCGAGCUACGAUGACGUCGCGACGCCAGACGUGUGGGCGACACCCAAGGAAGAAGGGUUUGGCGGAAGUGGUUUCUUCCAUGGUGAGGACAGGAUGAGAGGAUAUGCUUGA